GUAAAGGGUAGAAGGUAGAAUGAUAUCAGAAAAGUUACCAUUUCUUAAUUUAAGCGAAGUAGUUCCAAAUUUGUCCCACUGUGACAUUUAAAAUAGCUGUCAAUUAGUAAAAAAAACAAAAAGGUGCUCUCAAGCUGUUACCUCUUGGGCUGUUGCACAUCUUUGGAGACUAGGUUGUGACAAACUGUGUUGAGUAGAUUGAAUCUAUGAGAAAAGAAUGUAUUUUCAGCUCAGCUUGUGCUGUCUCCAGACAGCAUUGCAUCUGAAGCUGUACUAUGGAACAAAAAGGAGCACAGCUACACAUGUAUUUCAGAAUGGUUUUUGCUAGUAUUAAUUUCAAAAGGAAGGGAGCUAAUGAUAAAAUGCUCAGAUAUGGAUCAGAACUUCCCCAUCAUUUUUAAAAAGGAGAUGGAAGGGUUGGACUUAUCUUCUCAAUGUGGCCUGACUUGAUAUUCUUGUCACAUUGGACAAAGACAGGGAGGUUCCUGGUGUGAAUGUUGUUCUGAUUCUUGAUGAACUUUUACUUUACAAAAGCUGGUAGCAUUUAUUCAUGGUUUAAAAAGCUUGUGCUGGAAGAAAAAAAAGCUCUGACAUUUCUGCUUUGUCUUUUAAGUUUAAUUUUAAAUUCUACUUCUUUGGAAAAGCUGAGAAGUAUUAAAAAUAAAAUAACUGCUUAAUGUAGGCUAGAAUAAGAAGGGCUAUUCUGUAAUUAAGCCUGCUGAAUUUGUAUUCAUUUACACUAAUCUAAUUAUUACUUUCUUUGAAUGCUCUGCUGUGAGUCAAAAUAAGCUAGAGCUGGAUUUGAGAACCACAGAAUGAGAAAAUGCUGCAGGGAGGAGCGCUGGAUGGAGUCUACAGGCUGGUACAGUUUCACAUUCACUGGGGAUCCUGUGAAGGCCAAGGGUCUGAGCACACUGUGGAUGGUGUGAAGUAUGAUGCAGAGCUCCAUAUUGUACACUGGAAUGUAAAAUAUGGUAAAUUUGCUGAAGCUGUGAAGCAUCCUGAUGGUUUGGCUGUGGUGGGAGUCUUUAUGAAGGUGGGAAAUGCCAAGCCUGAAAUACAGAAAGUUGUGGAUGCUCUGAACUCCAUUCAAACCAAGGGAAAGCAAGCUUCCUUCACAAAUUUUGACCCCACUGGACUCCUUCCUGCAUGCAGAGACUACUGGACAUACCCUGGCUCACUGACCACUCCACCUCUGCUUGAAUGUGUGAUCUGGCAUGUGCUGAAGGAGCCCAUCACUGUCAGCCCUGAGCAGAUGUGCAAACUCCGUGGCCUUUGCUUCAAUGCUGAGAAUGAGCCCGUGUGCCAUAUGGUGGACAACUGGCGCCCAUGUCAGCCUUUGAAGAGCAGAGAAGUCAGAGCUUCCUUCCAGUAACCUCAGUGCUGAGAGCAUUAAAAGUUGCUGUGUUUGUGAGGGUGCCCUUUUGCUAAGCCCAAAUCAGACCUUUGCCAUGUGUGCCCUGGCAACAUCUUGUCUCCGAGAUCCAUUUUUUCUUUUGCUCUGCGUCUGAAAUGCCAGCUAAUGAAAUGUGAAAGGCUCUUGGCCAAAUGGGAGAGGGUUCUUAAGGUGUGGGGUUGGGGGAGGCAGGGGGUGGGUGCUGUGUGCAUUUUGAUGACUAUUACUGUGACUGACACUUUGGUAUAACAGUAUGUUGGCUGCUUGGGAGAGGAUAUGAUAGCAAAAUAAGCCAUUUUAAGAAACCUCAUCCACUGGUGUGAUAGUACACGUAACUAACAAUAACUUGAAGCUUUUUGAGAAGCACAGGAAUACAGAAUCUAUCUAUGACUUAGGAAAAAAAAGUAUUUUGAGAAAGUAAAGCAAAAUGAAUAUUUAGGAUUAGACUUCUUAGAUUUUAAGAAACUGACAUGUAAAUAUUUUUGAGACUGUUUUGCAUUUUUACCCAUGUUAUCGACAACCUUGGUUAUAUCUUAAUAGUAGUGUUGGAUUUUUUUAAUUAAAAAUGUUCUAAAUUAAGUAUUAUCUUUAAAAGUUGUUAUUACCAUAGAAAUAAUACAAAAUAUCUUUUCAUUGAAAUAAUAUAUGUUCUAAUUUAAAAAGGAAAAUAAUGUUGUAUUUUAGAUAACUUCUCUAAUAAAUCUAUACUUCUA
Molecule: messenger RNA, 2109 nt
Organism: Pipra filicauda (Wire-tailed manakin)
Lineage: Eukaryota; Metazoa; Chordata; Aves; Passeriformes; Pipridae
Product: carbonic anhydrase 2
Exons: 6
Coding region: 824-1375 (183 amino acids)
Cellular component (GO): cytoplasm
Molecular function (GO): carbonate dehydratase activity; zinc ion binding
Source: RefSeq, a predicted model, not a curated record